GGCUGUUCAUAUCUCAGCUGCGUUAUAGAUCGCGUCUCGUAUCUCCCUCGGGCUUCAGAAUGGCGUCUCCGUCACUCCCCGCAGCCGAGAAGUCAACAGUCUUGGUCUUUGGGGCCGGAAACUUUGGGAGCUGCCUUGCCGACCACCUCGGAGAUUCCUCGCACAAGGUCUACAUGUGGUCGCGCUCCGAGGAACUCGUCAAACACUUCAAUCAGUGUCAUCGCAACGUAGAAGUCCUCAAGGAUCACGCUUUCGCGGAAUCAAUUACCGCGGUCGGACCCGAGUUCCCUUCAUCGGAACUAAUUCAAAACAUGGAUGUGCUGCUCUUUGCUAUCCCUACGGAAGGUGUCAGAGAGACCCUGACCGCGUUGAAGCCAACAUUGGAUGAAAGCAAACUGCCUCUGCUCAUCUUCGUCAAUAAGGGUGUUGAGAUCAAGACUCGUGCACUGACUCUCGAGAUCAUCGCCGACACCUGCGGACCUGAAGUAGCGAAGGUCGCAACGUUCAUAUCGGGACCUUCGUUUGCCACAGAAAUCGUCAGAAGACAGCCGACGUCAGUAUCCGUGGUGUCGCUGUCACCGUCUCAUGCCGAGCAGGCAUCGCAAUUGUUCCACCAACCUUGGUUCCGCUGUUACACUGGCGAUGACCCGAUUGGCGUCGAGCUCGCGGGCGCCCUGAAGAACGUCUAUGCCAUCGCGGCGGGGAUGGCCGCUGGCCUCGGCUUCGAGAACAACACGAGGGCGAUGCUCAUCACGAGGGGUCUUGCCGAGAUGACACGGAUUGGGACGGCGUACGGUGCCUCGCCCUUGACCUUCCUGACUCUCGCGGGCGUCGGAGACCUGUUCCUCACCUGCAGCUCGUCGAACAGUCGAAACUAUACCGUCGGCUUCAGGUUAGGGAAGGGCGAGAAGCUGGACCACAUCAUCAAAACAUUGGGCAGCGUGGCAGAAGGUGUUACCACGGCGAAGGGCUUGAAAGCCAUUGUCGACGAGUUGGGCGUAGUGGCGCCGAUAGCAUCAGGGGUGUACGAUGUGUUGUACGAAGGAAGGGCGGUCCCGGAGCGCGCGAACGAGCUGCUGUCUCUGCCGUCCAUCCGCGAGCUGGAUCUGUCCGUCGAAGGCGGCAAGCCUGCGAAACGUCUAAUGGCGAAGCUAGGCCUGGAGGCAGAUGUGUAAAUGAGUGCCCUUACGGCCGCAAUCUACGUGCUUGUUUGCUUCCA
Trametes versicolor FP-101664 SS1 is the source of this 1219-nucleotide messenger RNA. RefSeq names its product NAD-dependent glycerol-3-phosphate dehydrogenase. Gene Ontology annotation, molecular function: NAD binding; glycerol-3-phosphate dehydrogenase [NAD(P)+] activity. The record is from RefSeq and is a predicted model, not a curated record. The coding region runs from base 60 to 1175 and encodes 371 amino acids. The transcript has 8 exons. Lineage: Eukaryota; Fungi; Basidiomycota; Agaricomycetes; Polyporales; Polyporaceae. Gene Ontology annotation, biological process: carbohydrate metabolic process; glycerol-3-phosphate catabolic process. Gene Ontology annotation, cellular component: cytosol; glycerol-3-phosphate dehydrogenase (FAD) complex.